GAGCGCCCCCUUGCGUAGUACACGCGUCCCUGUUGCCAUGACACCAGCCAACCACAGGGGGCGGUAGAGUCCGCUGCAGAGACACCAGCUCAGAGACAGCGUUAGGAAACAGGAGCUGCACAACCACAAACAAGCGGAGGUAAAAUAAAGCAGGUUUUAUUCCAAGGAGCACCUGAGUGGUCUUUAGCUGUCUUGACAAAGCGGGGGAAACCGGAGGAAACGCCGUUUAACAAGGUGGACAGUCCGCUGCCUGGUUGCUCGUGGUAACGCUCCGCCAUGCCGUUCCCCUUUGGCAAGUCCCACAAGUCGCCGGCGGACAUCGUCAAAAACCUCAAGGACAGCAUGACGGUGCUCGAGAAGCACGAUAUAUCCGACAAAAAAGCCGAAAAGGCCACAGAGGAGGUGUCAAAGAGCCUGGUGGCCAUGAAGGAGAUCCUGUAUGGGACGAAUGAGGAGCCCCAGACGGAGGCAGUGGCUCAGCUCGCUCAGGAGCUCUACAACAGCGGCCUGCUCAGCACCCUCGUAGCAGACCUGCAGCUCAUCGAAUUUGAGGGUAAGAAAGACGUGGCUCAGAUCUUCAACAACAUCCUGCGGCGUCAGAUUGGCACCCGGACGCCCACGGUGAGUACCUGUUGCACCCAGCAGAAUAUCCUCUUCAUGUUGCUCAAAGGGUAAAGUUCUCCCGAGAUCGCCCUAAACUGCGGCAUCAUGUUGAGGGAGUGCAUCAGACAUGAACCGCUGGCCAAAAUCACGCUGUGGUCAGAGCAGUUCUACGACUUCUUCAGAUACGUGGAGAUGUCCACCUUCGACAUCGCCUCGGACGCAUUCGCCACUUUUCAGGACCUCCUCACAAGACACAAGCUACUGAGUGCAGAGUUUCUGGAGCAACAUUAUGACAGAUUCUUCAGUGAAUAUGAGAAGUUACUCCACUCUGAAAACUACGUGACUAAAAGGCAGUCCCUCAAGUUACUGGGCGAGUUGCUUCUUGACCGACACAAUUUCACCAUAAUGACGAAAUACAUCAGCAGGCCAGAGAAUCUCAAAUUAAUGAUGAACCUGCUACGAGACAAGAGCCGCAACAUCCAGUUUGAGGCUUUCCACGUUUUUAAGGUGUUUGUUGCGAACCCCAACAAGACGCAGCCCAUCCUGGACAUCCUGCUGAAGAACCAAACCAAACUCAUCGAGUUCCUCAGCAAGUUCCAGAACGAGACGGAGGACGAACAGUUCAACGGAAAGACUUACCUGGUCAAACAGAUCCGGGACCUGAAGAGGCCGGCCCCCCAGGAGGCCUGAGGAAAAGGCUGUAGAGGUGGGGUGAGGGGGGGGGGGGAAGGAAACAUCCGGACAGUCUGCUUAACGGACCCAUCAGCAGCCGGUUUCUGAACAAGAGGGAACAACGCACCCACAUCAACUCAUCAGGAAGUCGACAGCUCCUCCGUGAACUUUUAUUUACUUAUUUUUAAAGUAUUUUUCCUUCAAAAGAAAUAAGAGAAAAUAAUAGAUGCUGCUGCUGCUGCUUUUCUUUCUUGCACAUUGAGACAUGUUAGGUAUAUUAUGAUGAACGAAGUCCAUCGAACAUAGUGUGACAGAAAAUGUCCGUGCACUCACAGUUAGGCAGACUUCCUGACACACAGUUUUACACACAUAUGUAUUACAUUAAAAACAAAACAUGCAUACACACAUAAUGCAAGAAUAUCAGCUAAGACCUUGUGAUGGAAAUGGUACGAGUUGAACAUUUGGUGUGUUGGUUGCAUGCCUUGAAAUGUGACAUGGCUGUACCCAGCGCGCUCUGAUGCUCAUGUUCAGCGCCACACUCACAUCUAUGCCUUCAUCCAAUAAAGACACGGUGGUUCAUUUUCAGCGAUUCAGAUGCCAUCACAGAACCAUUGACCUCCUGUGUGCUUUCUUACAGCACCUAAAGCACAUGAUGAUGAGGAGGAGGAGGAGGAGGGGGGGGUGUAAAGGUGUGGAUUCAGUGAAGCCCCCAGAGUUGGGUUUUUCUGGGAAAGGUUGAUCGUGUACAUAUGCCUUUUUUGCUCUGUAGAUUUGUGUUUAACCUUGACAUAUGAAUAUAUAUUAUAUAUAUAUUACCUUAAACAUCCCGUUGUUGGUUAAUUGUAAUCUUAUUACUUUCUAAACUAUACAAAAAGAAGUUAAGUGACAUUGUUUUACAUUUUACUGCUGAAAUGGUUGCCGUUGGGUUUAUUUGUGCAUACAGGCUCACAUUUAGCUAACCUAUAGGAUGUCAUGGUAUUAGCUCUGGAUGUGUUUUAUUCUCCCGUCUACAUUUUGAGUAUCUCUCAGAUUGCUGAAAAUGUGUAGAAGAGGGGAGGGAGGGGUUUGGGGGAGCAUUAACUGAAACAUUAAAGCUGUGCACUUUGUGAGGUGCUGAGCGGAGUCGAGGGGAUUCACCCCCUUCCUCUAUUUCAUUAACUUGAUACUCUCACCCACUUUGCUUCUGGCCUGGGAGAGCAGCGAGCCCCACAGAGAGUGUUUCAGGGGUGAACUCGUCAGCACCAUUCUUACUUUUCCCCCUUCUCCUCACGUUGAGCCUUUCUUUUCAGAGGGUUCAUAAUUCCAGUACAGGUUUUAGUGUAAAGCAUCGUGACUAGCGGACUAAUCUGGGCAUGCUGGAUUGUCCCGAUGGUGGAAACGGCAGAUGUGUUCAUUAACAGCAUGUCAUUAAAAGUGAAUACAUGCAAGUAAGGAAAUAUCCGUGCGAUACUCAGAGCCGGAAGUCCCUCCAUCCGCAUCGAACAUGCAUGCUCCUCCACUGGCUGUGCAUGAUGCUGUACUAAAAGAUGUUGUACUGGAAUUGUUUCUUUUUUCCUAGUAUUUAACAUUAAAAUGUCAAACUAAACUUUCUGCUGUAUGUUGAGGCCAGUUUCAGCAGAGAGCGUGUGGGUGCGUUCGGAAGUGUCAAAGGCCUACAAACAAAAUAAAGAACAAAAAAAACAUUUGGAAUAAAAUAA
Molecule: messenger RNA, 2972 nt
Organism: Gymnodraco acuticeps
Lineage: Eukaryota; Metazoa; Chordata; Actinopteri; Perciformes; Bathydraconidae
Gene: cab39
Product: calcium binding protein 39
Biological process (GO): intracellular signal transduction
Molecular function (GO): protein serine/threonine kinase activator activity
Source: RefSeq, a predicted model, not a curated record